AUGAAGGCGCUCAUGGAGAAGGAAAAAGCGUACCUCGUCCACGGUGGCGACUGCAAUGUCACGACGCGCUUUGUGGCGCCGUCUCUCUUCAACUACAAGGACGACAUGGCGGCCUUUAAUGCGAGCGCGCUCAUGGACGACGAGCUCUUUGGUCCGCUGCUGCCGAUUGUUUACUACAGCGACUUUGCCGCAGUCCUUGAAACCAUUCGGUUCAAGCCCAAGCCACUGGCGCUCUACGUCUUUAGCCGCAACGAAGACCGUAUCCAAGCAGCGCUACAGCACACGUCGUCGGGCAGCGUCGUCAUCAACGACUGCGUCAUGCAGAUGGGCAACUUGAAUCUGCCGUUCGGCGGCGUCGGCGGCUCGGGGCUCGGGACGUACCACGGACAGCGCUCGUUCACGACGUUCAGCCACACGAAAGCGGUGUUGCGCAAGUACUUUUGGCUCGACUUGCCGCAGCGCUACAUGCCCUACACGCGUCUCUCAACCGUCAUUGUCCGCGCCGUCAUGACGCCACUGCCACGGACGCUGCUGCGGCGGUCCAUGGCGCUGUUUGCGAUGCUCUCGCUCAUGUGGCUGCGUCGUCCGCGCGUUCUGACUCUCGUGACGCGUCUUUUGCAGGUCCUCCGCGAGGCAUGA
Molecule: messenger RNA, 639 nt
Organism: Saprolegnia diclina VS20
Lineage: Eukaryota; Oomycota; Saprolegniomycetes; Saprolegniales; Saprolegniaceae
Exons: 1
Coding region: 1-639 (212 amino acids)
Biological process (GO): aldehyde metabolic process
Cellular component (GO): cytoplasm
Molecular function (GO): aldehyde dehydrogenase (NAD+) activity
Source: RefSeq, a predicted model, not a curated record